Messenger RNA from Diprion similis, 9974 nucleotides. RefSeq names its product protein dopey-1 homolog. Gene Ontology annotation, biological process: Golgi to endosome transport. The coding region runs from base 515 to 7963 and encodes 2482 amino acids. The transcript is spliced from 26 exons. Lineage: Eukaryota; Metazoa; Arthropoda; Insecta; Hymenoptera; Diprionidae. Gene Ontology annotation, cellular component: endosome; trans-Golgi network. The record is from RefSeq and is a predicted model, not a curated record.
UAUGAUGCUAGUCAUAGUUUGUGGACGAUUACAAUAUCCCCCGUUGCUCGAGAUAUGUCAGUUUGCCCAAGGCAUAUGAGUGUGAGGAAAAUAAUAUCUCUUUUUAUAAAUUCACCAGAAAGAUAAUAGAAUUUCCGCUUAAAAUACUAUUCGUUGAGUGGUCAUUUCAUAAUCUACCAGUGCUGAACUAACAGAAACUGUUGUUUCUCACUUUCUGAAUAACUUGGAACCCGAUUAAUUGCAUUGAAGUUUUCUCUGUGCUGUACUUCUGCAGCAUAUGCAUCGCGCAAUGUCAACAAUGUAAGUCAGUCACAAAUCAAUGUGAUUCUAUUUGGUCUGGUUUUCUUGUUAUCUUUACAUGAUGGAUAACAAGAUAAGAAAUAUAACAGUGUAGGAUGAAACCUCCGGGCUAGAUAUUCGGUUUUGUGAAUUUUGUAAAUUAUAUAAUGUAAACACAAAUAGUGUGGUUUAUUCAAUCUCCGAACCACUGUACUAAGACAACAAAAGCUUGAAGAUGGGUUCAAUAGCUUUGGAAGAGUACGAUCUCAUGAAAGACUCAAAAUAUCGAGUCUAUGUCUCAGCAGUGGAUAAAGCCCUUAAAAAUUUCGAAUACACAAGCGAAUGGGCAGACCUUAUUUCCGCUCUUGGAAAACUGAACAAGGUCCUUUUGAGUCAUAUGAAGUUUCCUGUCAUACCAAGAAGGAUAAAAAUAUCAAAAAGGCUAGCACAAUGCAUGCAUCCUGCACUUCCCUCAGGCGUUCAUCUCAAGGCGCUGGAAACGUACGAUAUUAUUUUCAAAUGCAUGGGAACAAACAGGCUCAGUCACGAACUUUUCAUAUAUAGUGCUGGUCUCUUUCCAUUACUGGGCCAUGCAGCGAUGAAUGUUCGCCCAUCAUUAUUGACAGUUUACGAGACACAUUUUGUGCCUCUCGGAGAAAGACUUCGUCCUGGAUUGAGUGGGUUUCUUAGCGGUGUUUUACCCGGUCUCGAGGAAGGAUCUGACCACUUCGAUCGAACAAAUUCUCUUCUGGAAAAAGUUUGCGAAGGGGUUUCCCCGGAACACUUCUACGCGUGUUUGUGGGAUUGUUUAGCAUCAAAUUCUGGGAUUCGUUUACCAGCUAUAUCUUUUGUGCUGGCUCAUUUCAAUAGAAAACUAUCCAUGGAAGAUCAGCUGUAUAUCAUGGGUACAAACAUCGACAUUAUGGUUACUGCUUUAUGUGCUGGAGUUCAAGAUAGUUCUGUUUUAGUACAAAGAAGUGCGCUUGAUUUAUUAUUGGUAGGCUUUCCAGUUCAUAACAGUCAAUUAAUUCGAGAAGAUAUGGUAUUGUUACUAACAGCUGCCCUAGUCACUAUAUUACGAAGAGAUAUGAGCCUGAACAGACGACUUUUUGCUUGGCUUUUGGGAACAGAAGUUAAUAUGUCCAUUUUGAAAAAAAGAAUUGAUCCAGCAGUAGCUGAAGCAUCCGCGACAUACUUUGAUAUCUUCUCCAAAGAUAUGUUAAUUCAAGCGAUAAAAUCCACGCUCAGAACUGUGUAUAAGGAGAAUCCACAGGACUUAAAACCAUACAGAAUUCUAGUUUCAUUAUUAGAUAAACCAGACAUUGGUCCGGUAAUUCUAGACGAUAUUCUCUACGAAGUAUUCAGAACACUUUAUAAUGCAUGUAAAAAAUCGGAUAAACCGGUAAAAUCGAACGAGGUAGUGAAAUCUGCGAAUCUUCUAUUUACUACACUGGAGCCAUCUUAUGUUUGGGUGCAUUGCGGAUAUUUGUUUGAGAAAGCUUGCUCGACAAGAGUAAAAAGCCUCGAGGAGAUUGAAGAGAAUAAAGUAAAUCUGGUCGGUAGUGGAAUGCCUAAUCUAAUAGAGGUUUGCAUUUUAACUGAGUUUUUGCUAGACACGGUGUCUUUGGAUGCCUCUUUGGAUACGCCAUCUGAGCAUUUACCAGGUCUAUUCUACCAAGUAAUUAACAAGUUAUCCUGCCACACCGAUGUCUUAUCACCAAAUGAAAUUGCCAAAAGUCUUGGCUUAUGUGCUAAAAUUUUAUCCAGAGUUCAACCGACCAUAGCCAAUUCUCAUGUGGAUAAAAUAGAACCUGAGACAAAGUUAGAAAUCAUGCUUAAUCCGGGUUCACCUAAUACAGCUGUUGCAGACAGUUCAUUGAAUCCUAUACCGCUGGAAAAGAGUCAGUCAGAUAGUAAAUUAAAUAAAACAGAUAUGCUGAAUAAUUUGGUAGUGGACAAAAGUCCGAGUCCAAGGAGGCGGGCAAACUCCGGUGGCAGUGGUAAAAAAAGUGAUAAAAAAUCGAAGAAAAAAAGUAGUAAAAGUACGUCAAAGCUAAGCGACAGUUAUACCAUUCAAGCAGAUGGCAGUAACAUAUCUGUAGUGGUCAGUGAAGAUGUCAAACCAAUUGCUCGAAAUAAAAGUAUGGACAAUCUCAAAAUUGAUUACUCUGAGACAAACUUAAAUAGUUCUGCACGUCAGAGUGAAAACUUGACUCCUAAAAGUUUAUCAAGGAAAAGUUUGACCGGAUCAAAUGGAUCGUUGAACAGAGGUCCGUCACCUGCUUUACAAGCGCAAAAUUCAAUGUUGGAGAAAUGCCUAAGACAAUAUGAAUUGUUUUAUGUAAAAUUAGUGAGUAACAGAAUAUUGACUAAAGAUAGAACGGUUUCCGACAUGUUUGAAGAUCUAGUAAUAGUCUCUCCAAGAGAAAGUUUUCAAGAACGAAGUAAACAUCUGGAAUCUUUAUUGACUUCAAGACUCAACUCAGAAGAUUCCGGAUUUUUUAGUCAAGAUGCACCUUUGGCCACUGAAAUAUCAUGCUUAAAUUUUUUGCAACCAAAAAAUGGAUCUAUCAAACGCUCGGAAUGGGAAGAUGCGAUGAAAAUUGCGUCAAGCCUAUUGGUUGAAUUAUCAACAUUUCCAACGUAUUGUCUCCCAGGAGACGGCAUUUUGCUAGAAGAAGAACCUAAAGGGCAAGUUGUACUACCAAACUGGUUAAAAGUCUUGGUGGUUUGCGCGUGCUGGUUGGGGAGAGAACCGUCACUCCAGUUAACGAGUAUGGCAACAUUAUUGGAUUUAAUUGCUUUAUUGAAAGCACAACGGGAUGUGAAGCCUCAUCCUCAGAGUGGAGAGGGAGUAACAACAGUGGUGAUGGUUCCUUUGUUGAAAGAAUGGCACGUCAAUAUUUUAGAACAACAUACAAACGUGUUUCAAGUACUCGCUCAUUCUUUAUGGCAUCAUCUUGGGGAGCUGCCUGCUCAUGAAUACAGAAUGCGUUGUGUUGAACUUUUACAUGAAUUGCAUCACGCACUUCAUAAUUCCUGCGAUGCUGUUGAGGAUGUAAUAGGUUCAACUCUAACGUGUGACAAUUUGGAAAAAAGAGUCGAAGCGUUUAGCAGAUUUGCUACAUUGUGGCAUCUAGGUCGAGAAGUUGAAACUAAUCCUAGAUUAAGAGGAUGCUUGAGGACAUUUGAUAAAUCUUUGUUAAAAAUGUUAGAUAAUCUUCAGCUAGCGUAUAAUUCACCACUAAAACUUCAAGCGCAAUCCUGGUUGCUGCAUUCCUUAUUGCGUGGUGAUAUUUCACGUAUUGUUGAUCCUGUGCUGACAAUGUUACUCGACCCCUCUACUUGUAGAAUGAGCGUACUCCACGUGAGCAUUCAACAUAGCAAUACAGUACUAACUAAAAAUGAUGUGGUUGAAGAAAAGUCUGAGCCGCAUGACGAUUUUGAAGGUGCUGCAAAGAUUUACGCCAUCAGUUCUGUCGACGGUAAUGUUAUAUAUCACGUCAGCGACUCUACAGAUGAUGCUAAGUGGAAGAAAGGUAGAAAAAAAAUCAAAUUGAUAAAUCCUGUUAAGGCAAAGAGAAUAUUUGCUGUGACAACCUUGGCAAAUGGUGAUAAAGGUAGUCAUUUUAUAACAGAAAAGAAUCAGUUCAUGAAAGAAUUGGAGGUACCACCAAGUAUUUCUGGUAAUAAUAACAUAUCCGUUUUUGUUAAUCCGUUGUCAGUAAACUGUAGUGCAAAUUCGAAUGACUCCUUGACUGAAGACGAGUCUUUGCAAAGUGUCAAAAAAUCUAGUUUGACGACAGAACUUUUAAAAAAUGCUACUAGGUUCAAAAAGAAAGACUUUGAUAAAGGAUCAACUGCAAGUUUGGAUGAAAGUUUGUUCGAUUCUGCAAAUUCUAGCUUAAAAAUUAAGGAAAAAAAUGACAUGAAGAAAGCAAACGGCGAUGUUGGAUCGUCAUUAGAUUCCAUCACGAAUAGUUUUGAUUCCAGUAGUCCUGAAAGAACAAACAAAGUACAAAAAUCGAAAAAAGGAAUGCUAAUUCCUGGUAGCUCCAAAGAAGUUGCUGGCACAAUAAUGACUGGUAGAUACCAUAGUACAAAUGAAUUUUCAACAAGCUAUGAAACACAUGAUGUUCCGGGAAGCUUUGAAGCCACAGCUGAAGUUCCUAGUUGGACAAUGGGAGAUGACGAGGGUGACUUGGAAUUAAGUACUACUGCCGAAGAGUACUUCAGCAAUUCCAGCGGUGUCAGUAUCGUUGAAGAUAUUCUCAACGAAGUUAUCGACAAAGUGUUGCUACAGUGUGAUGUUAUGGAACCAGUUAAGCCUUCAGAUGCAUCGGUGCAACUUGAUACAAAUUCUAGACGCACUUCUGGUGUCGGCGUUCACAAUCUUCACUCUCAUAUGCUGCUCUACUGUGGAGUUUAUGACUCAACGAGGACGCUUUAUGCAUUACGCACUCUAAGAAACGAACUUUUAACAAAUACAAGAAUGUUCUUGUGCUCAGCAGCGACAACCGGUAUUGCAAAUACUACAAAAAGUACAGCGCUACUGAAUUUAUUAGCGAGACAUCGGAAAAGUGUAUUUGGACGAAACUUUCAUGGAGACAUAGUGAAUAGCGAGUUUGUAGCAGCGUAUAGAAGUAGCAUGUACUUGGAAGUUUUGAUUAGUGUUUGCCUAUACUUUGCCAGAAGCUAUUAUCCCAAUUUAGGACAAAUGAGACUAACUCAGGAGGAGAUUGCAGGAAAUAGACAGGUUCAAUUAGCAAGUGCAGAACUUUUAAUGCUUAUAUUCUCUGAACUUAUUGCCAUUGUUCGAGAUUCUGGAAAAGGAUUUAGUUGUUAUAUAGUUGACUUAUUGGCAAAAUGUAAAGUUCAAAAGGUCGCUCUUCACUGUUUGGUAUCAAGCGUUCUAAAUAUGAAAAAUGCCCAGAAAGAAAAUGAAGAUAUUUUUACUUUCACUGAAGAAAUAGUAUUGUUCAAUGACCCUGUGACUGACACCUAUGUAAACAAAUGUAAAUACAGAGCUAGUGAUCAUACCGAAGCCUUUCAAAUUCAAUUACUAAGGCUACUGUUAGCUCUAAUUAUGCUUGAGCAUCAAUGUGGUGUGCAGAAAGGGGAAGAAGUUACUCCGACUCAGCCAACUCCUUCUACACCAACUCGAAAUGCGCCAAAUUUGACUGGCAGUGCACUUAAAUAUAUACCUGGAGCACCAUUACCGCAGCAGCCAAUGUUCUUAGCCAGUAUAUUGAGCGCCUUGCAACUGGAUCACAUGAGGCAUUUACAUCAGCAUUGGACAACUCUGGUCACAUCUAGCCUUCCAUUUAUGGGAUCAUCUCUCACGCAAAUUGUGACAUCUGUAAUUCAUCAGCUUUGCUAUAAUAUAGAACAUCUAGCAUCUUAUUACGUCAGUGAAGAGGCGGCACUCACUUUAAAAUUAAAAGAUAUAACUACCGUCGAAUGCUGCUUACCGGCAGAUUACACUGUUACUCAUCUGGAAGCUUUGACCUUUUUACUUCAUUACUGCUUACUUGAUAACUCGCAGCAGCUUGGGUACUCGUUCAAUCAACCGCUGAGUGGAACUGUUCAAACCGGGAUCCCUGGAGCAAACCCUGGGCAAAUAUUCAAUAAUCUUAUCCAUGUGUUCAUGCCAAGCCCACUUUCACCUGAAAUUGCCAGUGGAAAGGAUAAAGCUGGAUUGAGUGAACAACACUUACACGCAAGAAGAACGGCUUUGAGUCAUUUACCGAGAAUAAUAGCUUCUCUUUCAGCUUUGUGGCAAGCAGUACUUGUCACUAAGGAUAACGAACAGGCAAGUUGCGUUGUGGGUAGCCCCAGGGUUGUUAAACAUCAGCUGUUGGAACUCUUAUCUCCUAUUUCAUUUCAUCAUGGUGUUAAUUUCCUGGCUGCAGUUGCGGUCGCAUGGCAUGAAAGAAGACAACCGUCUGCCGCGUCAAAAAAGGUCUUACCUGAAGCCUGUCCAAACCAACAAGUGAUGGUCCAUCUAGUCAGCGCUAUUCGUGUUAUGCCUAUUGAUACGCUUGUACACACUGUACACCAAUUAGUGAAAUCUCCACCACCGAUUCACGGUGUAAAACAAGAUUUCUCUCUGGAAGUAUCGGUCUUAGAAUUAUUGUACGUUUACAUGCAGAGCAAUACAUCGCAAUCCCUUGUUGAAUCGUGGGGAUCUUUACUUGGACUGCUCAAAGAUAGUCUUGCAUUAACUGCACCUGCCCAGUUCCUAUUACUUGCGAUACUAAAUGAGUAUAUACAAAAAUGUCCGCCUAUGCAAGAGAAAAAAGAUGUUCGUGAUCUACAAGAUAUCACAGCUAAGCUGGUGGAAUCAUGCUCUCAAAUAGCUGGAGCGUGUCUAGAGCAGACAACAUGGCUAAGACGAAAUUUAGCUGUGCGAGAAGAUGUUUUAGAGGUUGCGGAAGGAGUUACUGAAGUUACCCCUGGUACACCGCCUAAUACUGCCUACAGCGUUCAGGCGCAGGCUGUCUUAGCUGAAAUUUUGGCACACCUUUUGGAUGUUAGUUAUGGAUCCCAAGAGAAAGAGCGAGUAGUCACGCUGUUAACCAAUCUCAUGUACAAUAUUACACCAUAUCUGAAAAAUCAUACAAUGAGAAAUAUUGCAUCAUUCACUGCCUGUUCCCAACUACUCAGCUCACUGUCAGGCUACCAGUAUACUAGAAAAGCAUGGCGUAAAGAUGUUCUUGAUUUACUACUCGAUCCAGCACUGUUUCAAAUGACGCCAGCGUGUUUACCCUAUUGGAGAACUGUAAUUGACAAUUUAAUGACACAUGACAACACAACAUUUAGGGAUCUAAUGAACAGAGUAUCAAUGGCACAAAGUAGUGGAAUUAGCAUAUUUUCUUCUAAGGAACAAGAAUAUGAGCAAAGAGCCCAACUUCUAAAACGUUUGGCAUUUGUUAUUCUUUGCAGUGAAAUGGAUCAGUAUCACAAAUACAUGCCUGAAAUUCAAGAACGUCUAGCCGACAGUUUGAGGCUUCCCCAAGUGAUCCCAUCUAUUCAGGCGCAAGUUUUCCUGUGCUUUAGAGUAUUAUUACUGCGAAUUUCACCCCAUCAUGCAACGUCCUUAUGGCCUGUUAUUGUCAGUGAACUAGUUCAAGUAUUUUUACACAUCGAACAAGAGUUGAAUACCGAUACUGAAGAAUUCAGUCGACAGAACAGCUCUCACAUUAGACUUUUAUCCGCAUUGGAUUCCUCAUGGGCAGUAAAUGCCAGUAAUGGUCUUCAAGCUCAUGGACAUCCACACUGGCUACAGCUGCAAUUAGCUACUGCUAAACUCUUGGAUCUCGCAUUGCUCUUACCAGCGCACAGACUUCCACAGUUCCAAAUGUAUCGAUGGGCAUUUGUGGGUGAUGCAGCAUCAGGCAGUAUACAGAACAGCGAGCGUCAAACAGAUUUUGUGCCUCACAUUACCAGGAUUGCAAGGCUUAUGGACACUAAGUAUGGUGGUGAGGUUGCUCCGUUGACAUCGUUACCUGGCGAACUUUUACUGGCAUCGAACAACAUUCGCUCGUUACAAGAUCUGCACCCAUUCUUUACAGCACUUAGUCGUAGAUCGACUGAUUCACACGAAACAUUGAAUAUCAGUCAAUUAGAAGCAGUGAUUGAACAAGACUUUCUCGAAAAGAUGCCAUCGGGUCUUUCGAGAUAGUAGAAAAUAUCCAUUUUCAAUAACUAAGGUUUUUUUAUGAACUCUAUUUGGCAGCUAGGGCUGAUAGUGUUGAAGAUAAAGUCUCUCAAGCGUCAGACUUUCACGAAUUUUUUUUUAUUAAAGUUACUCUAAAAAACGUUCGUUUAUAAAAAUGCAUUAUAAUAUUAAAGGUCAAUAUUUAUUCUGUUGUUAAUAAUUCUAAAUGGGAUGUUAAAUUUUAUAUGUUAUGAUAUAUUUGUCGAUUCUCAAUAAGUGCAAACAUAGAUCUUCGAAACUAUUUCAUAUUCCUGCACACCAGAAACUGCAAUUUGAACUACAAUUAUAGAUUCAAUCUGCUUGUUGUCUUAACGUAUAACAAUUUAUGAUAUCAAUUCUGCGAGUAUAUCCAACAUUUACCUUUUAUUCAGGAAAUAAAUUGUAUAGUUAACGAUAUGCCACUGUUAAUAACUCUGAUGUGAAUUAUUUUUUAUCUUGCAUGUAUUUAUGCUCUCUUUACUGACAGUUGGCCCGAUUGCAUCUGUAUUUUUAUUCUGACGCUUUUAUCAAAUUGUAGAUGAUAUCGUUAAUAUACAUUUUGUUCUACGACUCCGAGUAAUCACUACAGGUAAUACAAACUUAAUUGAUAUAAAUAAUAUUUCCGUGAACGAUUUAGUCAUGAAACUAUUUUCUUGUACCAGUAAUGUUACGUAUUCUCAUACUCUUACGAAUAGUCUUUUCGUUGUAAACAAUAACUCGAAAGUUUUACAUCAAUUGUUAUACUAAUUUAUAUUUAAAAACAAUACAAUUUCAUGGAAAAUUGUUUACUUAUAGGUGUUAUGUUGAAAUCAACAGUAGUUGUAUAAUGGUAUAAUCAGCAGUAGCAAUAAUUCAUUCAUUCAUUCAUUCAACAGUAGUUGUGUAAUGUUAAUUAAGCAGUAGCAAUAAGUCAUUCGAAUGAUUUACUAUCAAUAAUACUUGUUGUCAUGCAUUACUAUUAUCUUACAUCUUUUUAACAUUGCUAUUGCCGAUUGUGCCUAUUACUUUAAUACGAUAUGUGUAUAAUAACGGGAAACAGCAAAUAAUGUGUUUGGUGAUUUAAAAUCAGUAAGAUAGUUGAGGAUCUAGUUCGUUAAAGUGUAGUUUAUUUGUCACUAUCAAUUAUUGAUUUCGAUUAUCAAAGCUUAGGCUUGCCUCCUCGUUCGGUUGUGAGUAGUUAUGGAAAUACUUAGUGUUUCAUAGUGGCCUAGUCGACAUUUUUCUGAAAAUGUUGCAAUGCUUUUGAAACACUUGGUGCAGUUAAGUAGGAUCAAACAAUAUAAUGAAAAUUUAUCUAUCCCGAUACAAUUUUACAUUCAUGAAUGAAUAUUGUGUGAUUUCCUUUUUUUUGUGAAUCUAAUACGUGCUAAUGACUAGUAGAAUCUUUAAAAUACCAAGUAUUAAGCGAAGAGAUGUCAAGCUUAUGCCGAAGUUUUAAUUAUGUACGUAAUUCACAUGAUUUCACAAAAAACACGUUGCAAUAAUUAGACGGUUUUAUUAUUAGAUUUGAACUAAUAUUACAUUUCAGAGACAUUAAGUUUGGUAUACAAUAAGUUAUAACUGUAAGUACAUCUCAAUGACAGAUACUAUGACUGUGUUGUAGUUUUAUUUCGUUAUGAUUUGAAAAUUGUUCUGGCCAUUUAAAUAAGUAUUCAUAACUUUAGACAUUGGAUUGUUUAAAGACACUUGUAUUAGGAAUUUGCUAAAAACAAGUUAGGAAUUGGAAUAUGAAGGAUAAAGUAUGUAGUAGAUAACUCAGGCUGUAUCAUCGAUGUUGUUAAUCAAGAUGACAAAAAUAUUUUUGUACUUUAACGCAAACGUAUAAAAGAGUAGAUGUUGCUCGUAGACAUGUAACUGUAUAUAGGGUGUUGAUCUGAAGAGUUGAUGUCUUAGCAUUCUGAAUAUUUUGAUUACUUUAUUGAAUGGAGGACCGAAGCUAGAGAAACAUUUUACUUGUUUAUUAUUAGGUGAUAUCCCAAAAUUUUCUCAAGAUUAA